GCGCUUUUGUCGGCGCGUCCGCCUUACACUCGCCCGAUCACUACCAACCCCAUCCCAAACCACCAGCACGUAAUCCGCCACGAUGCGGUUCCUCGCCGUCGUCCCAGUGCUAUGCUGCACCGUAGCCCUGGUCCUGUCCUUCCUUUGUCUCUUUGCAGGCCACAAAAAGGGCUUCAUGGAAGACUACACUCUCAUCACACUCAACACCUCGGCCGUUGGCCAAAACCUCGUCCAGGACGCCGCGAGCUCCAAUUCCGUUUCCUCGACGAUUAUCAACCUCCUCCCAGACUCGCUCACCAACAGCGUCACCAACGAGAUCAACGAGAAAAUCGACGAGGUCCGCGAACGCAUCGGCGUCGAAGACUGGUACUCGGCACACAUGCUCAACUACUGCCAAGGACAAUACACGCCCACCGAGGUGGCCAAUGCCACGGUCAAGCAAGACGAUAUCAAGCGCAACGUUACCGAGUGCUCAAAGGAAAAGGCCAUGUACAAGUUUGACCCCACAAAAAUCAUCCAGCAGGCCCUCAACAAGUCUGGCGUGGGCAUUACCCUGCAGGAUCUCAAGUGGCCCGACGACAUCCAAAAGGGCAUCGACACGUUGAACGCCGUCAUGGCCGCCAUGUUUGUUCUCUACGUCAUCGCAAUCUGCCUGGAAUUCAUCGCCCUCGUCACGAGUGUGGUGGGUAUCCUCACUUCUGGCAGAUUAAGCGCCUGCCUUAAUAUCGGCCUAAUUGCCCUCGCCUUCCUCGCCAUCGGCCUUGCUAGCGCCCUCGUCACCGCCGUCAUGGUCAAGGGCACUGACAUUAUCAACAAACACGGCCGACCCAUUGGCCUCAACUCGUCCUACGGCUCAAAGUUCCUCGCCAUCACCUGGGCCGCUACCGGAGUCAUGCUCGUUGCCCUGCUGGCCUGGUUCGCAGCCUGCUGUCUGGGCCGUCGCAGCGAACGCCGCUCGCGCCAACCCACAAAAUCUGCCAUCUAAGCACGUUCCCCCCCUUCCCUCGAUUCUAGGCCCUGUACUAGAAGAUUUUCGCAUCCUAUCCACACUGAGAGUGAGAGAAAGGAGCGGUUCUUUGGCUUUUUUUUUGCGAUUUUAAAUUGCAUGCGUUUGAUGAGUUUGUAUGGGGACUAUGGAUUACGAUCGCCAUGAGCCCAAUGUCUUUCUUUUAGUAUUUCCUUGAUGCCUGUUGUUAUAUACCCCCCCCUAAGGAUACCAAAUUGCCGUCACCGCUGUUUGGUAGGACAUGCAGUAGUAGAAUUGGGUCUGCUGCACGUUUGAGCAUGAUGAUGAUGAUGAUGAUGAUGAAGGUGAUUUCGCAAGAGCGGAUUGCGCGUAAGACG
Messenger RNA from Exserohilum turcica Et28A, 1344 nucleotides. RefSeq lists its product as uncharacterized. Lineage: Eukaryota; Fungi; Ascomycota; Dothideomycetes; Pleosporales; Pleosporaceae. The transcript has a single exon. Bases 83 to 985 code for a protein of 300 amino acids. The record is from RefSeq and is a predicted model, not a curated record. Gene Ontology annotation, biological process: fungal-type cell wall organization. Gene Ontology annotation, cellular component: plasma membrane; cell cortex of cell tip.